AUGAAAACUAUUUUCGAUAGUAUUGAUAUAGGGUCACCAUUGAGUACAAAUAAAACUAAUACUCUUGCAGAAAAGGAAAAAUCAGAAGGUGUACAUGAACAAGGAACAAAAGUUGAAGAAACAAAGGGAGAUGAUACUGGCAAGGAAAACUCUGAAGAUAGAAAUAAAGGUGGAACAGAAGCUAAGAACACAAAAGAUGGAGGUGAAGAUAAACAUACAGAAACUGAGAAAGGAAAUGCAGAAGAUAAAGGAAAGAAAAAGUCAGAAAAUCAAAACAAAAAAGGAGAAAACGCUGACAAGACAAAAGGAAAUAAAGGAGAUACUCAUCCAAGCUUUAGUCCAGGUCUCAGUCAAGAUUCAGAUCAAACUUCAAGACCAUCAAAGCAUGAUUUGGAUCAACCAAGAGAGAAGAAGCUUGUUGAUGCUUUCAAAUCACCUUUCAAAUGCAGAAUAACAGACACAAAACCCAAACUGACACAUCAGGAGAGUAUUGUCUGUGAAUGGUUGUUCAACUUCCAAGGCAAUACAUCAUACUUUAAAGAAAUAAACCAUCCAAGAGCAAAUGCAAUCUCAAAAGAAAGUAUCAAACCCCAACGACUUGAAAUGUCAUGGAGAACAGUUAAAAACAAAGUUGAUUGUGGGGUCUUUGCAAUGAGACAUAUGGAGACCUAUAUGGGACAACCACUCUCAAAGUGGAAACCAGGUCUUCAUAAAGAAAGUGCAGUUCAGCAAACUACUUUAGAGAAGCUCAGGCAACAAUAUGCACACAUAAUGCUAACUUUUGAAAUUAACAUGUUGAAGGCUAAGGUGUUGGAUCUUGCUGAAAAAUAUCAAAAAGUUGAAUUCAAAGUGCGUACUGAUCAUGCAUACUAG
Molecule: messenger RNA, 873 nt
Organism: Lactuca saligna
Lineage: Eukaryota; Viridiplantae; Streptophyta; Magnoliopsida; Asterales; Asteraceae
Source: the annotation of a GenBank genome assembly